AAGGGGGCAGGUGAUAUCGAGUUAUGACGCAAUUUUAAGUCCGUUAUUCGUGAGUACCACCCCAUGAGCGAGGCCAUUCAACCGUCACCUGGUCACAGCUGAACCUCACUGACAGAUUCAAUCAUUCGCUGGUGAGCCGAAGAUUGUAAACACAAGGUCAAAGAGUCGUGCAUGAUGAGCUGCUAAGAAUAUUUGGACUAAAUUCAUAUUGGAUUUUAACGCCAUAAGGAACAAAUUAACUACAGGCCAGAGCGCUUGGCACUAUAGCUAAAGACCCGGAAGAUUGUGGAUGGGGCGCAAUUUGCGACAGAAUUCUUGUAGGCAUUCAUGACAAUUCUGAACAGAAUGGCGCGUCGAAGGAGUGCUCUCCCAGUGAUUUCCGAGCCAAUGUUUGAUCCAGAGCGCUUAGAGGCUUUGCUGGAAGAUGAAUCGAGACGAAGGAACUCUACCAACUCAGUGCAUUUGAGUCAACAAAACGAUGACUCGUUGGAUGUGAAUUUAAACGAAAAGGGAAGCCUGGAGUAUUCACGUCAAACAGAGAGGUACAAGUUAUGCGUCGUUGGUGACAGUGAGUGUGGAAAGACGAGUCUGCUGAAUGCACUUGUUAGAAGUGAUUUUGAGGCAGAAGAAUCGUGUAUUUUUGGCGAAUGCGUGGCAGAUAUCACGACAGAAGAAAGUAGAAUAGAAGUUAUGCUCUGGGAAAUAUCAGGUCUUGAGCACUUUGAUAGCAUCAGAAGGGAGAUGUAUCGGGACUCUGACGUCAUUCUGAUUUGUUUCGAUAUUGGGCAUCCCCCAUCGCUAAAAAGCGUCGUUGACAAGUGGGUCCCCGAGAUCAGUAACGCAUGCCCGGGAGUUCCAUACUUGUUGAUUGGCUGUAAGAAUGACUUGCGCUCUGACGCGGCUCUGCAGCUCUAUCUGACCGUGCCGGGUCAGGAGCCUGAGGAGAGUGACAGCAUCAGUAGACUCCAGGCUAUUUCAAUGGCGCAGUCUAUCGCCGCACGUGAUUAUGUGGAAUGCUGCGCCAAAACACGCUGGAAUGUUAAAGAGGUGUUCAAGAGCGCUGCCGUUGCUAUUCUGCACAAGGACGACGAGAAAGCUCCGGAAGAUACCAACAAAUCUCAAUCGGUGCUUCGGAGAUUUUCGUGGUUCCAUCGGAGAUCUUCGGGAUCUGAUCUAAAUGACUGCAACACGGUUGCUCGCUCUGUGUCAGGUGGUCGGAGACGUUCCCUGUUUUCAACGAGCUAACUAGCGGGGAAGCUCUCGACCUAAAGGUUCUGAUGUAUUUUUCAAAUCAUUUGGGGCGGUUGCUUUUUCCUUGACGUCACUCAAGACAAAUUGAAUGAUAUUGCUCCAAAUUUUGAGGUCGUUAAUUUCUCAAAUGAAUCAAUUUGAAGCCCAGAGCUCCAUGAUUUCCAGAUGGUAGGAUAUGUUUUCUUCCAAAGCUUCUAAAUCAACAGUUGAAGAGGACUCAUUUUAUUUAUAUUUAAAAGUCAGAGUCGUAACAGUAUUGAGGUAAAUAGCAAGGUUUGUGGCUUGAUCUAGUUCUUUUCUCCGACUUUCGUUUGUAACUGUGGAUAAGUCACUGAAAUGUUUUGAGUGUUAUGGUGAUUUGCUGAUCGAUGACAUCCUCACUAAAAGUUUGACUUAAUGAUAUUGCCGCUUACAGAAAUAAGUAUGUUUCGAUUCAAGAAGAGUUUAUUCGCUUUAAAAUUAAAUUAUAAAUUAUAUUAAAGUUAUUAGUUACAAACCAUGUAUGAUUUUUGGUACGAGUAUGGCUUAGAACUUUCGUGUUUUGAAAGUUUAGUAGACUGGAAUUAGGUCGUUUAUCCAAAAGAGUAUUCUAUUGUAACAAUAUUUCAUUUGAAGGGAAAAGACUUCAAGGUUUUUUAGAUAUGUAUUGUAUACAUUUUUCGAUACUUUUAGUAUUACAACAUCAUGAAAUACAAUAUUUAUAUUAUU
Molecule: messenger RNA, 1959 nt
Organism: Stylophora pistillata
Lineage: Eukaryota; Metazoa; Cnidaria; Anthozoa; Scleractinia; Pocilloporidae
Product: rho-related GTP-binding protein RhoB
Biological process (GO): small GTPase-mediated signal transduction
Molecular function (GO): GTPase activity; GTP binding
Source: RefSeq, a predicted model, not a curated record